Molecule: messenger RNA, 697 nt
Organism: Dreissena polymorpha
Lineage: Eukaryota; Metazoa; Mollusca; Bivalvia; Myida; Dreissenidae
Exons: 4
Coding region: 324-686 (120 amino acids)
Source: RefSeq, a predicted model, not a curated record
AUUACGGCCUUCACUUAAACAAAAAAAAAUCACAUUUUAAGUGGGUUAGCUGGUUUAACUAAUAUCAUGUGCAUAUACCGGUAGCUGACAACUGUCUUCAAAAAGAAUAUCAUGAUCAAUACCCUCACAAUUAAAGUGGCCUAAUUUGCAGUCCAGUGCUCUAUCAUCUGAACUAGCCAUCCAUGUCCGGAAAUUAUUUCGUAUAUAUAACGUAGUCAAACGGCACGACGACGACACCAACAACAGCAUCUACAAGGUUCUUGUGAAUUUCAGCGGUUGAGUGUUACACGUGCCCCACCUUAGUGAGGAGCUUGUCAGAAUGCAUGGCAACGACCACGUGUCAAGUAAGUGAGACCUGUUACGCGAUAGAAGUCUUUGAUUUCGACACCUCUCACGGUUUCCGGGCCGGAUGCAUGCCAAAAAAUCUCUGCAUUCCUCACAAUAACGAACAGAUAUUUGGUCGAAGUUCGAGCACGGUUCAAAUUAACUGUUGUGAUACGGACCGCUGCCGGCAACAACAACCAUUACAACCACCACCACGACAACCACUCGUCCAACUACCAGGUCUACCACUCGUCGCAGGUCCCAGACACAAUGCUGGGACUACAGGGACUGUUGUGAUCACCAUGCGUGUUAUUACUACUCCCACGAUUGUGACAGAACAUGCGGAAAUUGCCAUUAAUUAAUAAAUACAGAA